ACGCGCCUAGGCCGGUAGAAGCUUGCCAGCCAUGUUUCAAUUAAUCGACGGCGAGCGCUACAUCUUCUUUCGUGAUCCAGACAAAGUGCGAGAGGCACUGCGGUUCCAGCCACGGGACGGAGACAUCAUAGAGGUUGCGUACCCAAAGUGCGGCAUGCAGCUGAUGCAGCAGAUGAUGCAACUAAUCGUACACGACGGGCAUUGCGCCAAAGACCUGCGCGAGUUCAGUUCGAGGGCGCCCUUUCUGGAGGACUGCGGUGGAAACUGGCCAGGAGAGAAGUCUUGCGCUCGGCUCUUCCGAACCCACAUCCGCUUGGGUAGGAUAGCCGUCAGCACCGAUGCCAAGUACGUGUACGUUGCACGUAACCCAUGGGACGCUUGCUACUCGCAGUACGUCAUGAACCAGAAAAUGCCGCUUCGCCCAAUGCGAGAAACAUUCGACGAGUUUCUAGACAUGUUCCUCGAAGGCUCCCUCACAAAUGGCUGCUACUUCCAGCACGUUCUCUCUGGCUACACGAGAAGAAAGGAGCCUAACGUCUUCUUCACGACCUACGAAAGCAUGAUGCGCGACACUGCAGCGACCGUGCUAGAUUUGGCUGACUUUCUUGGGGAGAAGUAUGCCGAAAGGUUGCGGAAGGACAAUGGGCUUCUCGCUACGAUUGUACGGCAUAGUACACCUGAGUUCCUGCGAAGUUUUCUUGAGAUUGAAACUCGUGAAAUGGUUGCCAUGAUGUUCCGCAGCCCAGCACUUGCUUCCUCUGCGCUAAACGAACCCGAUGUCGGAGAUGGAACUUUCAGUCUGGUGUGCCGGCCUGAAGUUGGAGUCUGGAAAGAAGCUUUCACGCAAGAGCAACUGCGAAGAACCGUGGCAAAAAUCGAGGAAUCUGUCGGAAAGAAUUUCGUGCCUGAUUUGUGGAAUAACGACUGGCACGAGGUUCUGCAAGCAGUGUUGUGAAAGUUCAAUCAAAUGUUCGCUUAGGGUUUGCACCAAAUUUCACAGCAAUGAGUUGUAC
Messenger RNA from Dermacentor silvarum, 1013 nucleotides. Its product is annotated as sulfotransferase ssu-1. Gene Ontology annotation, molecular function: sulfotransferase activity. Gene Ontology annotation, biological process: sulfation. Gene Ontology annotation, cellular component: cytoplasm. The coding region runs from base 32 to 955 and encodes 307 amino acids. NCBI's taxonomy places the organism in Eukaryota, Metazoa, Arthropoda, Arachnida, Ixodida, Ixodidae. The record is from RefSeq and is a predicted model, not a curated record. The transcript has 2 exons.